UUGAAAAUAAUUUUCCUCAAAACUCUGUGUUGUGUUUCUUGUACCUAUUUUAACAGAAUUAGGACAGUUAGGUAGAUGUUAGUGCUCUAACAAUUCAUAUUGCUUAAUUUUUUUUAUGUGGAUUUUGCUAAUUACGCCUUAGCAGCUGUUUUAUUUAAUAAAAAGUGUUCAUAAAUAUCUAACAGAACAUUUCCGUGACUAUAAAAAUUAUUAAAUUAUAUAGUUCAGCUGAACUUUGUGUUCUCAGGGAUUUACAACUAUCGCAAACUAUAAUUUGUUAUCUACAUAAUUAACAUGAUUAAGAAUUUGUAAUUUUUGAUUGAUCCAUAAAGAUUUUAGUUUCUGAUAAAUAAUUACAGUCUAAUCAUGAGUGAGCGACCACAACCAUUGAAAGCCAUCAAUAAGUUCUUUGAUGGUAAAGAACCAUGGCAAAUAGUGACUCUAACUGCAUCUUCAGUAUUAGCACUUGUCUGGGCACACAGUCUUUAUAAUGGAAAAGAAACGCCUACCACAAGACUAAGAAAAGAAUUUUUCCGAUGGCUUCGUCAAGUCCCAAUAGUGAGAAGAAAAAUCGAAGAGAAAAUGGCAGAAAUACAGAAAGAUUUUAAAAAAGACGUAGCAAAGCGUUUGGCGGGUGUUCCUAUAAAUAGAUACCUACCAGAAAAUGGACUGCCUUCAGAAAGGGUUGCUGAAGAGAUUAGGGAUCACUUGAGUUUGGGCACAUACGACUGGAAGGGCGGCAACGUAUCGGGCGCGGUGUACCACACGAACGAGGACAUCUGCCGCGUGGCGUGCGACGCGUACGCUCUCACUGCGUAUACGAACCCGCUGCAUGCGGAUGUGUUCCCGGGCGUUAACAAAAUGGAGGCGGAGAUUGUGCGCAUGGCGGCUAAUCUGUUUCAUGGAGAUGACGAGUGCUGUGGCACGGUUACUACCGGUGGAACAGAAUCUAUAAUGAUGGCCUGCAAAGCGUUCCGCGAUUUGGCAUACAACAAUGGUAUAUCAAAUCCACAAAUGGUAUUACCCACGACAGCACACACUGCGUUCGAUAAAGCUGCCCAGUAUUUGGGGAUAUCAGUCGUCACAGUGCCAGUAAAUUCUGAGACGCUGACCGUUGAUGUGAACGCUGUGAAAAAGGCUAUUGGGAGAAGGACUUGUAUGAUCGUAGGCUCCGCCCCGAACUUUCCGUACGGCACGAUGGACGACAUACAAGCAUUAUCCGACAUCGCGCUGGAGUACGGCGUGCCGCUGCACGUGGACGCGUGUCUCGGCGGCUUCGUGGCGGCCUUCAUGCCGGCCGCCGGGUACCCCGUGCCCGUGUUCGACUUCCGCCUGCCCGGAGUGGCUAGCAUGUCCGCUGAUACGCAUAAGUACGGAUUUGCGCCAAAAGGCACAUCGGUAGUGUUGUAUCGCCGACCAGAGUAUCGUCACUGCCAGUAUACUGUGACUACAGACUGGCCCGGCGGUGUUUAUGGCUCUCCUACUGUUAAUGGCAGUCGAGCUGGAGGUUUAAUAGCAGCGUGCUGGGCGACCAUGAUGUACAUCGGCCGCGAGCGGUAUGUGCGCAUGACGGCAGACAUCUUGGCUACCACCACGUACAUCGAGGCUGAGUUACGCAAAGUGAAAGGCAUCUACAUAUUCGGCAAGCCGGCGACCACCGUGAUUGCGUUUGGCUCUAAGGAGUUCGACAUUUUCACAAUGGCCGAACUUUUGCACAAGAAAGGGUGGAGUUUGAAUGCGCUGCAAUUUCCUUCUGGCAUCCACAUCUGCGUGACGCACGCACACACGGCUGCGGGCGUGGCGGAGCGGUUCGUGCGUGACGUCACGGAGGCGGCCGCGGAGUGUCGCCGCAGUGGGGCGGCGCCGGUUGGCGGGAAGAUGGCAAUCUACGGAGUAGCGCAAAGCAUUUCCGACCGAAGCCUCGUGUCCGACAUAACGAAGCAUUUCAUAGAUUCCAUGUACUAUUUGCCAAAACCCGAAGAUUUAGAAAAAUAAAUGUUCUUAUAAUAUAGAGUACUAGUGUACAUUGUUUACGCAUAAUAUAUUGCUUUAAUUUGUAAAAAUAUUGAGAAAUAAUUUUUAUUCUAUAAGUA
Molecule: messenger RNA, 2093 nt
Organism: Colias croceus (clouded yellow)
Lineage: Eukaryota; Metazoa; Arthropoda; Insecta; Lepidoptera; Pieridae
Gene: Sply
Product: sphingosine-1-phosphate lyase
Exons: 12
Coding region: 367-1995 (542 amino acids)
Biological process (GO): carboxylic acid metabolic process; sphingolipid catabolic process
Cellular component (GO): endoplasmic reticulum
Molecular function (GO): sphinganine-1-phosphate aldolase activity; pyridoxal phosphate binding
Source: RefSeq, a predicted model, not a curated record